Molecule: messenger RNA, 3952 nt
Organism: Toxorhynchites rutilus septentrionalis
Lineage: Eukaryota; Metazoa; Arthropoda; Insecta; Diptera; Culicidae
Product: disintegrin and metalloproteinase domain-containing protein 12-like
Exons: 4
Coding region: 354-3659 (1101 amino acids)
Biological process (GO): membrane protein ectodomain proteolysis
Molecular function (GO): metalloendopeptidase activity
Source: RefSeq, a predicted model, not a curated record
GCAGCUGGAUGAGGACGCACUAAGAAUCGUCUCUAACCGAAAACCGAAAACCCCCCGAGAAGCCUAUCGGAAGCUAGUUUGUUAGUCAUUCAGUCGGUCGCGCGCGUGUAUUCAAACCAAGCGAAAAUCUAGCCGUUUUUCGUUUGUUUUGUUGUGCGUUUGUGGCAAAGAGUUGUGCGAUUUAUUCAUCAUCUGAAGCGAUUCGACCCCGUAUGAUGAGUAGUGUCUGCGUAGCAUCAACGGAUCUCGAGUGUGGUCAAGUGGGUUACAAGCCGUAGAAGCGAUUGUGCUAUUGAUAAAUCGGUCGAGAAAUUAUUCGUGAGAAACGCACGCAAGUGUACGGGUGCAGUGCAAUGAUAUCAACGAGUGCCUUUAUCUUAUUAACGUCUGUGAUAACGCUGGUGGUUUGUGGCCAGUCGAACUCGAGCCAACCCCAAAACAAGACCGGUUCGGUACCUCGGGCCGAGAGUGACAACGAAGAGAAAUUUGAGCAAUAUGCGAGGAUUUUCCCACUGUUACAUCACAAAGGUUCUUCGCAGGACGAAGAAAAAAACCGCCUCGGGCGGCUGAGUAUAAGCUAUGUUCUGGAUGGGGUGAAUGUGACGCUGGAUUUGAGUCUAAAUGAGGAAAUGAUUCCCGAGGAGCAUUUCGUCAGCGUGCAGGACAACGGCCAGGACAGGCCAAGAAAGCUGGCAAUGCAUGAGGUGGAGCUGUGUCACUACCAUGGUAUCAUCCGCGGUCAACCAUCAUCGUACGUGGCCCUCUCCGCCUGCGACGACGGCAUCAGUGGAGCCGUGUACGACCACGAAGUAACCUAUCUUCUGGAGUCGGAACAAACCAGCUCGGGAUGGGAACACUUCGUAUACAAACAGCGCCACCAGGCACGCGCAGAACGGACGAAGCGCGCUCUGGAGUCUCCCCAAGCGGCCGCACCACCAUCACAAUCCUUCCAGGUGGCGUACCGCUCCAACCGGGCGUCCAACUACGUCGAGCUGGUGCUGGUGAUCGAUCGGAGUCUCUACCGCACCACGGCCAACGUGCAGCGGAUCCACCGCUACUGUCUGGAUCUGGUGAAUGCGAUGAAUGCCAUCUACCGGCCGCUCAAUAUCUACAUCGCACUCGUCGGGGUCGUCAUCUGGUCCGACCAGGACCCGAUCGAGAUCAGCAAGGAUUCGAAGAAGACGCUGGAGAAUUUCCUGCACUACCGGAGGAGCACGCUGCUGAAGAUGAUUCCCCACGAUAAUGCCCAUCUGCUGACGGCGGUUCAUUUCGCCGACAGCAUUGUGGGGAAGGCGGAGAUGGGUUCGAUGUGCACGUUUGCCGGCUCGGGCGGAGUGGAAGUGGUGGAUACCAACUUUGUGCCACUGCAGGCCAGCACGAUAGCUCACGAGAUGGGGCACAAUUUUAACAUCGACCAUGACGGACCCGAAUGUAGCUGCCCCAGCGGGAGUUGUGUGAUGGCAUCGAAGACUGUUAGGAGUCAGGCAGCGCCUCACCGGUGGAGCUCGUGCAGCGUAGAACAUCUUGAAACGGCCCUGAAACACGGGCUGGGAUCCUGUUUAAAGAACAAACCGGUGAAGAUGUUUGUGAGGAGUACCUGCGGGAAUGGUCUGGUGGAACCCGGCGAAGAGUGUGACUGCGGAUUGCCGCAUGUGUGCGACACCAAAUGUUGCGAUCCGAGCACCUGCCAACUGACGGUGAACGCAACGUGUGCCGCGGGAGAGUGCUGUGACUUGGAGGACUGUAAGCUGAAGUCGGCGGGAGUAAGUUGUCGGAUGGCAGUGGGCGAAUGUGAUCUUCCCGAGUAUUGUGAUGGACAGACGGCCGUUUGUCCGAAGGAUGUGUACCUGAGGGAUACGGAGCCGUGUGCCAGUGGAAGGGCGUUUUGUUACGGAGGACAGUGCCGGACGCGCGAUAGCCAGUGCAAGGUUCUCUGGGGCCCUACGGCAAAAUCGAUAGAUGAUUAUUGUUACCAGACAAACCGGAACGGUUCGAUCUUUGGAAACUGCGGAAAUGAUCUACUGACCGGGGAGUACACGAAGUGCGGCCAGGAAGAUAUGUUAUGCGGCUUGCUGCACUGUAGUCAUAAAAAUGAGAAGUUGGAUUUUGGUAUGCAGGCGUACUCCAAACUAACAACGACCAAGUUCAGCCAUUACGGUCCACGGGGAACCGUGAGGGAGACCAUAUGUAAUACAGCAAUAGUAGAUUUAGGUUUAGAAGUAGCCAAUCCUGGGCUGGUCCCGGAUGGAGCGAAAUGUGGCUCCGGGAAGAUGUGCUGGAAUCAGAGAUGCGUAUCGCUAACACAUCUUCAGGAGAAUGACGUUGGGGAAGAUUGUGCCGAAGGUUGCAGAGGUCAUGGCGUUUGCAACAGUGAAGGCAACUGUCACUGUGAUGAAGGCUACGGAGGCCAGUUCUGUGAACAAUCCGGCCAAGGUGGAUCAAUAGACAGUGGGCCAAUAGUUGAUCCAAAUUCUACCGAGAGAACCACGAUUGCUCUGUAUAUUUCCUUCACAGUAUUAUUGUUCAUAGGGAUCGGCGGAGUCCUGUACUUCUACCGAUACGUACUUACGGAGUAUUUGAGAAACCUGUUGGUGAAAUUCCGUAUGCGAAAAUACGGACACAUUGUACCACCGGCGUCCCCAACGAUGAUAGCACCCGCGAAGCCUCCUCGGUUGGACAUUUCCGCUCCAACGCUCAUCAGCACAAUGACCACCAACAAUAUGUAUACAGCAACGAAAGUCGAUCCACCCCCGUUAACGAGAUCUGCUCCAGCGCCACCCACUCUAGAACCUGCUCAACAUUUCAUCAAAGUCAACAUCAACAACCACGGCAAGGUUACCAUCGAGAAUAAGGUAGUUAAUUCACCAUUUCUGCUAAGCUCACCUUUGCUGGACACACACGAAGCCAUUCACGAGAUUAAAAUCAAAGGUGUUCCGGCGAUACUUAGCCAGCGUACGAUCAGCGUUGAUUCCAACGACCCACUUCUGGAUGAGAAUCCAAAACCAGUGGUCGAAACUCCACCCAUUCUCGCCAGCCCUGAUCUAGAUCUGGGCACCCUGCUGAGUCAGGUGAAGCUGAAGAAAGUACAAGAUUUUCAGAAUCAACGAUCGAAAAGUGACGAAAAACCAUCCCGUCGCUUGCCUCAGCUACCACGACAAAAGACUAUCGGGGAGUUCCAGAAUGUGAUCGCGGAGGUUCACCCAAAACGAAGUCCAGCAACGGAAGAACCCCCUCCGAAUCCAUUCGGGGAAGUAACCCUGAAAAAGGUAAAGCCUCGAACACCCCACCUGAGCCGCGAAAAUCUCGACGAAAUCGUGGAGGAGAGUGAUCGAUCUGUCGGAUUGGUAAAACCAGUCCAGAAACCUGAUCUCAAUCGACCCAAACCAAGUCUACCUCAGAAACCCGUGCAGCAUCAACCCAUAGACAAUCACAUCGGAGGUGAACACCAGUCAGCACCGCCCACAUCGGCCAUCAAGCCGAAACCUGCCAGGAGACUGCCACAAGUUCCACCGUUGAAAGCCAACGGCAAUCGACCACCGCUCGCCCGGAGGCCUGCCGUAAGCGAGGACGCGGAACCUUCCAGCGCGAGCGGCAGCAGCGUCGCUGCACUGAAAGCUAAACUAAAUCUAGCACAAAUCGCCGGUGGGAUCAAGCGAUGAUACGAUCCAGCGGUGGGAUAGUUUUUUGAAUAUUUGUAUUUAACGUAGUUGGAAUUUGUUGAGCUUUGACACACACACAACUUUUGUACCGUUGGAAACAUUUGAUAUUGUUAUUUUGUGAUUUGUGACGAAACGAUACUUCGGAGAUGUGCCGUAAUUAGGUUGUAAGAAACUCUCAUGUCAUUAGGAGUGACCAAUAUUUAGACUGCUUGCAAUAAUUAGGUACUUAACGGUGCAUAUCGAAUACAGAAACUAGUCAAUUAAUUAGGAACACCCAAACCAGCGUUUGCUUU